UGCCGUGCCUUCUUCUUUUCAUGAAUACCAAAGAACUGGUUUCUCCUCUCUGAAUAGACAUGCAAACCAGACAGGCGCACACACAUACUCAAAUUGUCUCCGCCUGACUCAUGCACACACGUUAGAAUAACACCCCACCCCAGUGCGCUCCGCUGCCAGCUGUUUCUGGUCAGGCAGUCGGGCCUGCAGUGAAGAGGAAGAGCAGGCAGGCCUGGAGUCAUGGAGCGGCAGCUGGAGCUCGCUGCCCUCGGUCUGGCCUUCGGGGGAUGGAUUUGUGCCGUCCUGACACGCUGCCUGGCCCUAUGGAAGGUGAGUGGGACCCUGGACAACACCACAGCCAGUCUGCCUGCCUACUGGGACGGGGUGUGGCUGGAAUGGGAUCACUGGGACUUGGCCCACGAUGGCAGCCUGCACUGCUCCUUCUACCAAUCUCUCAUGUCCCUCUCUGGAAGCUUCCGGACGUGGAGGGCCCUCAUCAUGGCGGCCAUCGGAGCUGGUCUUUUCGCUGUGGUGAUUAGUGCAGUGGGGGCAGUGUGGUUCCCGAGGCGAGGCCAGGUCAAAGUGUUUUCUGGCAGUCUCUUUGUUUUGUCUGGGAUCCUGCUGCUGGUUCCCACAGCCUGGACGUGCCACCACAGCAGUCAGCCACUGGAGGGCGCUGAGCUGCUGAGAAGAGACUGGGGACCCGCACUGUACCUUGGAUGGAUCUCCAUUGCUCUGAUGCUGGUCGGGGGGGUGUUCCUCACCACCAGGUGCCCCACAAGUGAGAGGCAGGCACAGCCGCCCAUAGAGAGCAGGUACCCAAACGUAGAGGAGGAGGGAACUCACCCGCUGAGCAGGAUCAACAGAACUACGUUCACACACAGCCAGUAUGAACGCAGGUCAGAACCGAUCUGAGGAGAAUGUGUGAGGGAUUCAAAUGGAUCAUCGCUCAUCUGUCAACUGGCUGUGGAUCGAUUUAACAGCAGAAGAAAAACUCUGGCUGCACAUGUUGAGUAAUGAUACACUGGUUUAACUAUGUGCAUGAAUUCAACAUUAGAAAGCAGAAGCAUAGUAAUGUGUCAUUUCACCAGGUUUAUUUACAGAGGACCGCGGUAAACAACAGUUUAUCAUUAUGGAGGUGUAAGUUGUUACUUUAAAUCUUAUUGAAGCUAACACACUGAACAAUCUGCUGAUCCCAACGUUACAUACUGUACCUGUAUUGCACUAUAUUAGAGUAAUGCAGUUUGGUAUUUGUUUGGUUUGUUGAGUGGAAAAAUGUUUUAACCCGAGUUAAGUUCCUCUGCACAAAAGGACCCUGUGCAAUAAAGCACUGAAAAGGA
Molecule: messenger RNA, 1319 nt
Organism: Scophthalmus maximus (turbot)
Lineage: Eukaryota; Metazoa; Chordata; Actinopteri; Pleuronectiformes; Scophthalmidae
Product: claudin-9-like
Exons: 1
Coding region: 220-894 (224 amino acids)
Biological process (GO): bicellular tight junction assembly; cell adhesion
Cellular component (GO): bicellular tight junction; plasma membrane
Molecular function (GO): structural molecule activity
Source: RefSeq, a predicted model, not a curated record